This is a messenger RNA of Helobdella robusta, 1455 nucleotides long. RefSeq lists its product as hypothetical. Gene Ontology annotation, biological process: UDP-alpha-D-glucose metabolic process; glycogen metabolic process. Gene Ontology annotation, cellular component: cytoplasm. Lineage: Eukaryota; Metazoa; Annelida; Clitellata; Rhynchobdellida; Glossiphoniidae. The record is from RefSeq and is a predicted model, not a curated record. Gene Ontology annotation, molecular function: UTP:glucose-1-phosphate uridylyltransferase activity. The transcript is spliced from 14 exons. The coding region runs from base 1 to 1455 and encodes 484 amino acids.
AUGACCCUUCACAAUGCCCGUGAGACCCUGCACAACGAACUCGAGAAACUCAUCCAGACUGCUAAACCCGAACACAAAACUACCGUUAGGAAGGAGUUUGAUGGUUUUGAGAGGUUGUUCUCACGUUUCUUGCACGAAUCUGGGUCAGCUGUUCACUGGGAGGACAUCAAGACCUUACCUCAAAAUGCUAUAAAGCCGUAUGCAGAACUGAAAGUAGAGAUGGACAAGGAAAAGAUUAAAUCGAUGCUGAACAAGUUGGUUGUCCUGAAGUUGAAUGGAGGUCUGGGGACGAGCAUGGGAUGUACGGGCACCAAGUCCCUUAUCUCAGUCAGGAAUGAGUUGACCUUCCUUGAUCUUACUGUCCAACAAAUUGAGAACCUGAACAAGACUUACGGAGUCAACAUCCCCCUGGUUCUCAUGAAUUCCUUCAACACAUCGGAGGAGACAGAGAAGACGCUGAGGAAGUAUGGAGCCAUGGAUGUCAGCAUUCACAUGUUCAACCAGUCAAAGUAUCCGAGAAUCAAUAGGGAAUCCUUGCUUCCCAUUGGAAGGAGUUGCAGCGUUGAAGAUCUCGAUGCCUGGUACCCGCCCGGGCACGGAGAUGUGUACGAGAGCUUCUACAACACGGGUCUGCUGGCUCAGUUCAUCAACGAAGGCAGGGAGUACGUCUUCAUAUCCAACAUGGACAACCUGGGAGCCACGGCCGAUAUCAAUAUUCUGAGCUUCCUGUUGAACCCACCAUCUGGUCAGGCUCCAGAGUUUGUGAUGGAGGUGACGGACAAAACGAGAGCAGACAUCAAGGGAGGUACAUUGGUCGUGUAUGAAGAUAAGUUGAGGUUGUUGGAGAUGGCCCAAGUGCCGAAGGAACAUGUUGAAGAGUUCAAGAGUGUCAGCAAGUUCAAAAUUUUCAACACAAACAACUUGUGGGUCAAUCUGAAAGCCAUGAAUCGAGUCAUUGAAGAUCACGCCGUGCAUCUGGAGAUCAUUGUUAAUCCCAAAACACUGGAGAAUGGGUUGAAUGUCAUCCAACUGGAAACAGCCGUCGGAGCUGCCAUUAAAAGUUUUGAGGGGGCCAUAGGCAUCAACGUACCUCGCAGUAGAUUCCUGCCCGUGAAGACGACCUCCGACCUGCUGAUCAUCAUGAGCAACCUGUACAGCCUGAAGCACGGCUUCCUCGAGAUGAACCCGAAGAGAAACUUCCUCACUGUGCCUCUCGUCAAACUGGGCAACUCGUUCAACAAGGUGAAAGACUUUUUGAGUCGAUUUGCCAGCAUCCCCGACAUGUUGGAGCUUGAUCACCUGACUGUUUCAGGGGAUGUGACCUUCGGAAAGGGGGUUUCUCUCAAGGGCACCGUGAUAAUCAUAGCCAAUCACGGUGACAGAAUUGAUAUUCCUCCCGGUUCAAUUCUCGAGAACAAAAUUGUAUCUGGCAAUUUGAGAAUAUUAGAUCACUGA